AAGUGUAUUAUUCACUGCACCGACGAUAGCAGUGAUUUAGUUAAUCCUAAAGACGAGGAGUCGUGGAAAACCUUGCUAAGAGCAGCACAGAUUCGAAAUCAUCAAGAAAUCGUAGAACUUUCGAAGUCUUUAAGCGAAGGAGAAGUCCCGCUCAUUUACUACCAUCGAAAGUGUCGAAGCAUUUUUACAAUGAAACAGUUAUUAGAUAAAUUAUCCCAGCAAUCAUCCAAUAGCCAGACUCAACCGGAAAAAGUGGCUAAGAGAGUCUCUAUUCGAGGAUCUUCCAAUAUUUCCACAACAUACGAACGCAUUUGUAUUUUUUGUGAAAAGCCAAAACAUUUUAAGGGUACAAGGAAUCGUGAGCCUUUAGUACAAUGCCGAGAUAUGCGUGCAGAUAGCUCUAUCAGAAAGAUAGCUACACAAAAGAAUGACAGCAAGAUUCUUGCCCUUGUGUCGCGCGAAUUAGUUGCAGCAGAGGCUUGUUAUCACAGGACAUGCUACAGGAGUUACACUAGACCAGAAGCAAGCAGCAGUGUGAACCCUGAUAUGAGCAGUGAAUCUCCGGAUGAUGAAUAUGCCCGUCUAGAGUCUGAUGCUUACCAGAUGCUUUUUGACUUCAUCAGGUCAGAUGUGAUAGAAAACGAGAAAGUCGUGAGGCUGUCUGAGAUGACGCAGUUACUUGUACAGUAUCUAAUGUCAUUAGAAGCUAAGGAAUGUAAGCCAUCAACAAAGAAGCAUAUCAAAAGGAACAUAGAAGCAGAAUUCAAUGAGUUGAUCAAGUUUGAAAACUUGCUAGACAACAACCGUGUAUUCCUAAUCCCUGCUAACCUAACACCAGUGCAAAUCGCCAGAAAUGUACUGAAUAUCCUUAUGGCAGAAAAAGAAGACAAAGGCUCAACAACAAAGAUCUCAAAUAUUCAGAAAGCUGCAGCUGACAUCCGCGAUGCCAUUCGAAACGAAGAAAGUAGAAUGUCAUGGCCACUGCGCCCUUCAGAGCUCAAUGACAGCGCCAUAGAGGUCCUUGAAGAGCUAAGUGUGUUUUUGUAUACCUUGCUAACUGGCAACAAAGAUUCGUCAGAGGGAGAAUGUUGUCAAAGAGUCCAGCGGUUUAUGAAGUCGUUCGCGCAAGACCUAGUAUUUGGAGUAACCAGAGGGAGGAUUAAGCCGCCUAAACAAAUUCUUCUCUCGUAUGCUGUAAAAACUCUCACAAACAAUGUUGAGCUAGUGUCUAUACUAAACCGUUCUGGUCAUGGUAUUUCUUAUUCCCAGCUUGAAGAAAUUAACACUGCUCUUUGUAUGCAGAAAAUGGCAACAACAACAAGUGAAAUUCCUCUACCUGCCAAUAUACAACCUCAUGUUAGUACCACAUUAGCAUGGGAUAAUAUUGACCGACUCGAAGAGACUCUUUCAGGUGAAGGCACUUCACACCGUCUAAACGGCAUAGCAGUACAGGCGAGACAUUUUGGCCCCCAUCCCCUCACUGAGCAGCCACCUGGGAUCAGUAAAAGUAAGCAAAGGAAGAGCAUAUGUUGAAGUAAACGACGAGGAAGCGUUAGAAAAUGCCCGAAGAAAAAACCUUUUGUGGGUUUUAGUGCGCCUACAUGCACAGAUGAACCAGAAAGUUAGUGGAUGGACUGGCUAUAACAUUUUGGUGCGCAACGAAAUUGAGGCUCGUCAAGACAAUAUCGGAUACCUUCCCACCAUUGAUGCACCUGCCACUAGCAUGUCAACUGUUCAUGAGAUUUUGGUCCGCUCCGAGAAGAUAAGAGAAGCUCUUGAACUGAAGAGCGUAGUACUCGUAUUUGAUCAAGCUCUGUAUGCCAAGGCAACAGAGAUAGCUUGGAAACAUCCAGACAAGUUUUCAGAUAUUGUUAUUCGGAUGAGUGUCUUCCCUACAGUGUGCACACUUCUUUCCAUAAUCGGGAAGAGAUUCCAAGACCCUGGUUUAAGGGACGUUUGCAUUGAAUCAGGGGUAAUUGCUGAAGGUUCUGUGACAGGAGUUCUUGAAGGACGUAGAUACAACCGUGCUGUCAGGUUUCAUAAACUGAUGUAUGAAGCACUCCAAAGACUUAUCUGGAAAGGAUUUCAGACGUGGGUAGAAGUAAAGUUCACCGAGAAGAAACCGUUUAUCCAAGAUUUCUUUGUCGGAUUGAAACCGUUAUACGACAACCUGUGCCAAAAGGAACAACAGAGGGUCUUGGAUAGUCAAAGUUUCCCAGAGUUUAUCACACUGUACGAUAUGUACCUUGACUAUCUACGCAAUAACAACGGGAAACUAUCUAGUUUCUGGAUGUCAUACAUUGAUCUCGUUGACAUUCUGCUGAAUAUGGUGAGAGCAUCAAGAGAAGGACAUUGGGAGCUACAUUUAUCAGCCAUUGAACAAAUGAUACCAUGGUGCUUUGCCUAUGAUAACGUAAAUUAUGCCCGCUAUUUACCUGCAUACCUGUCUGAGAUGAUCCACCUCGAAGAGACCCAUCCUGAGGCUCAUGAAUUUCUUAAGUCUGGUGGAUUCUCUGUCCAGAUCGGCGACCAAAACCCCUUUGGUAGGGUUCCAGUUGAUCAAACAUGCGAGGAGACGGUCAAUAAGGACACCCAGACAGCCGGGGGCACCAAAGGCUUCAGUCUUAAAGCAGGAGCAAUUAGCAAGUAUUAUAUAGUGUCUGAAUAUCGCAGUAUUUUUUUGAAGCAGCUGAGGGACAUGCUAAAUCUAAGCAAAUCCAAUUCUGGGCAUACUGAUCUUCAAAAAACAAGAAUUGUAAGAGACGAGGCUGACGUGAAGUCGCUGAUUGCUAUGCUAGAAAGCAACUGGAUAAACCCAUUCAGUGCUGAACAGCAGGAUCUGGUAUGCUUGUCAACCGGAAAGGUUGCCACCCAAAAGAUAGAGGAAGACUUGUUGGGCGCAAAAGCUGUUGGGGAAAAGGCAUACAAAGAAUUUCGUGCACAGCGAUUGGAGGCAAAUCCACCAGUCAAAUUUCACGCGACCCUGAAGAAAUCAAAGCUGAAGACAUUCUCUGAUCUUAACAAGAAGGUGAAAUUCAAGAGCAAAACAGCAAACGAGAUCAUCCUAAAAGCUGAUAGAGCUCUUUUUGGUCAAAUGGUUAUAAUUGCAGAAAACAGACAACUUCACAUGAGAGAUGUCCUCUGUCAUCCGUUGGGACCUCUUCCUUGGGCACUAUCCACAGUAGAUGGGUCACUACGGAAAACCAGCAAAGCAGCACUAGCAAAGGAGCUGCAAAAGAAUGUACCUGCUGCGAAGGAAAUUCCUCAGCCAUCUGCAUGCAUCAUAGAUGGCAUGGUACUAGUGCAACGGUUGAAAGGUGACCAUAAGAAGUUUUCAGAUGUUGCUGACUCCUUGUUUGGAAUGGUUCUACAUGAGGGUGCAUCCUCGAAGAGAAUUGACGUUGUCUUCGAUGUGUAUAGAGAGAAUUCAAUUAACAAUACAGAAAGAGAGCAUCGAGGAGCUGAGUAUGGAAAUGAAUUUAGAAAUCUCCAACCCGACCAUAAGGUGCAGCAGUGGAGAAAGUUCCUCCUGAAUCCGCAGAAUAAGAAAGCCUUAACAAUAUUUGUGACCAAAGAAUGGAAACAAGAAAAGUAUAGAAGAAAGCUCACAGACAAGGUCCUAUUUGUAGCCUGUGAAGAAGAGUGUCACCAAAUCUCCCCAGAG
Porites lobata is the source of this 3664-nucleotide messenger RNA. The record is from the annotation of a GenBank genome assembly. Lineage: Eukaryota; Metazoa; Cnidaria; Anthozoa; Scleractinia; Poritidae.